Molecule: messenger RNA, 2601 nt
Organism: Dermacentor silvarum
Lineage: Eukaryota; Metazoa; Arthropoda; Arachnida; Ixodida; Ixodidae
Exons: 16
Coding region: 802-2229 (475 amino acids)
Biological process (GO): sodium ion transmembrane transport
Cellular component (GO): membrane
Molecular function (GO): ligand-gated sodium channel activity
Source: RefSeq, a predicted model, not a curated record
UAAGCGAGACUUCGGUCGAGAAUUUCUUAGCAGCGAAAGCUACAUUGUGCGACUCGUGAAAACACAGAUAAAAAUACAAGUUUUGGACGAGUCACAACAUUGCUGCACCGAUGAAACACUUUCGCUUAUGCUGAGCUGAAUCUAUUGCAUUGCACCUGCCCAAUGUCCUCACAAUAAACUACACAUUUAUCUGUGGCGUUGCAUGUGUGCGUGCGUGCAUCAGUGUACGUGCUGGGGGGGGGGGGGGGUAAAUUCACACGGCUACUCACUGUUACUACGGAUCCGUAAGGGCAACGACGCUCCGAUUGCCUCGGUGUGUUGGUAGAGCAAAUGCCCAAAAGAGCGUCGCUUGAGCAGGUGUAAGCUCUCUCGGCACUCCAGACAGCGCGAGUGAAUUGUCAGCAGUAAUGCUUGUGAGAGAGCUAAACGUCAUCUUCGGCUAGUGUGUUGCAUUGCUUUGUGAGAAAACACGUCCCGAACCUUAGUCGCACUGUGACUGCCUCCCGCGCGAAACUUCCACGUCUCUGUCGCCGUGCUUCGCAGACGUGCUUCGCCGACUGCGUUCGUAACGAGACGAGGCGCCACUGCGGCUGCACGCUGACCGACUAUCCCUUCCGGGCCUUCCUCAACGAGACGUUCUGCGCGGGACGCCGGUCUCAUGCGUGCACUUCCCGGUGGCGGCCGUCCUACGAGAAAGUCUGCUCGUCUCGCUGCAGGGUUCCGUGCCACGAAGUGUUCUACGAUGCGAACCCAGUGAAAAGCGAAGAUCCAGGACUCGUUCUCGAAGACGGCGGCUACCAUAUGGUGUCCGUCAAGUUCAGCAUGUCGUCAACUAGCGUCAACGUCCUGAUGUUCAUCGAAAAACUUCAGGUGACCCAGAUCCUGGCGUUGGUGGGCGGCUACCUGGGCAUAUGGCUCGGCCUCUCCAUACGCACGUUCGCCAUCCUCCUCGUCGACUGGUGCUUCGAGAGGCUCAGGCGCCUGCAGCGAUCCAAGUACGCGGCCGCUGAGGUGUCGAGCGUGGCCCGCUUCGUGCGGCUGGUCGUGGAGGCCACGUGCCUGGUGCUGUGCGUGCGCAACUCGCUGGCCGACGUCCACCACUACUGGCGCUUCCCGGCCUCCGUUGUCUACAACGAGGACCAGCACGUGCGCUUCCCCGUGCUCACGCUCUGCUUCCCAGACGGCUACAACAAAUCCGGGAUGCACGUCCACCAGGAGGUCGAAGCUCCUCUCGACAUCGGCGGAAACGGGGACGCGACGAUGCAGUUCAACGCGGACCACCUGAAGAACCUGAUCGAGCAGGCGUACCCACCGCAGGACAUGAUCCUCCACUGCCGUAUGAAGGCUCGCUCGGACCUGUGCCGGGACUUCGAAUGCAGAAAACUGUGGAAGGUAGCGUACACGUACGUGCUUCACACCGUCUGCUAUUCCAUGGACUUCGAUUUGACGGUGGAGCUCCGAGAACCGGAAACCGCAUUCGACGAGUGCCCCGAGCCUUGGAAAUAUAGGCUGGAGAUGACAGUGAAUGCGGGUCGCGACCCUAUGGGCAACCAGGUGAUCAUGGCCACUGUGCACGACUCCGGUAGCUUCUCGGGGGGCCUACCACGCACCAUCAUGAUGACGGCCACCCACAGAUACGUCAUCUCCACCAAGCAGACUGACGUGUUCACGCUGCCACCACCCUACGAGACAGCGUGCAUCGACUACCACCGCUUGAAUGACACCAAGACAAGAACUGGAUUCUCGAAGACCCAGGACAAGGAGUGCGAGGACACCUGCAUCCAGCACGUAUGGGAGAAGUUGUGCGGCUGCGUCAGCGCCAACUACAUGCUGCGCCACACCAUCGACGCGCCCGUCUGCUCCACCGUGGAACGAUUCACGUGCUGGUCGGACGCGUCGCGGAAGGAGAAGCUGAGGGAGUGCCGCACCAGCUGCCGGAGGCCAUGCGGGACGUCGGUGUAUGCUGCUACCAUCUUUGGCAGCGAUCACAAGGACGCACAACCGCAUGAAAUCUACGUUGUCCUUCUGCUUGGAUCCUACCGAAGGAAAAUAAUCGAAUCGAGGCCUAUGCUGACGGGCGACACACUUUUCUCGUACUUGGAGGGCCACAUCGGCAUGUGGCUCGGCCUGACGCUCUUCUCGGCGGCUGGGCUGGCAGCCGGGCUGUACCGGACGGCGGCCGAUUUCCUGCCUCCACUUCUCGCCACUGCAGCUCCACGGCGCGCUUAGGCGCGCCCAGCUGGCCUGUCCCGCACAACAAGCAGCUUCGGUCUCCACCGAAUCCACUGACAGAGUUCGGUUCAGGAGGCCGAAUCGCACUACCUGCCACAGAACGUUUCUUUCGUUUUCGUUUUUUUUUUAAUAUACGUUUGAAAAUUGUAAAGGAGAAAGAACACGUGGUGUGUUAAUCGGUCACCACUAGACUUAAUUGCCGCCUUCAACUGCGCACAAUGUCAUGCAGUUGGCAUGCGAGUUGAGCUUCAAGUUCCAAUCAAAUGUGACGCUGUGUUGGCAUAACUGGCGAUAUAAUACCAUAAUACCACAGGUUUUCUUUUCUCUCUUGUAGUUUCUCUACUAUAAUUUGGUAUAUAUCAUAAAUCG